AUCAAUCAACUAUGAUGAUGAUGAUGAUCGGUAAUACUGUGUUGAAUGAGAAGUAAAUAUGCUGAAAUGCCUAACUUGGGUUCGUUCUAUGGACCAUCAGAGUACGGAUACCGGCAUGAUGAGCAUUAGUUAGCUCAUCCCUACUUUGGAUAUUACUUUAAGACCAGCUAACUAGCCAUCCUAGUUAUGAACAGUGGUCAGUGUGCGAUCAGAUAGCCUGCCAGGUGUUAAGUAUGCGAAUGUAAGCUUUGCACAAAUUGUAAAUAUUAUUAUCACGCCAACAUGGAUGACAAAUACAGCAGCAACGUUAUCUCCAGUGGGAAACUUGGGCGAGUCGAAGUACCAAAUGCCAGCCUUACAAGGUACAUAGUACUAUUAUGUUUUACGAAGCUGCUGAAGGCCCUGGGGAUAUUUGAGUCGUAUGACUUGCUGAAGGUGGUGCAUAUAGUGCAGUUUCUCUUCGUACUUAAAUUGGGAUGUGCAAUGCUCUUGGUUUUCUUCCAGAAACCAUUCUCAUCUGGUAAAAUGGUGACCAAAAGACAGUGGAUCAAGAUAUUUAAGCACUCGGUGAUCAGUUGUGUUAUUUCCCUGUUGGGCUUUUUUGGAUUAACACUCUGUGGACCAUUAAGAACACUACUACUAUUUGAACACAGUGAUGUGGUGGUCAUUGCUCUUCUAACUGUGCUCUUCACAAGCUCAGAUGGUGGACCUUCAAAGACGAGAGGUGCUGCCUUCUUCAUCAUUGCCGUGAUCUGUCUUCUACUCUUCGAUAAUGAUGACCUCAUGGCGAAGAUGGCUGAACACCCUGAAGGGCAUCACGACAGUGCUCUGACGCAUGCACUGUACACGGGCAUCUCUUUCCUUGGAGUCGCAGACCACAAGGGGGGAGUGGUGCUGUUGGUGGUGGCGCUGUGCCUGAAGGUUGGCUUCAACACAGCCUCCAGGAAGCUGUCGGUGGAGAUCGGCGGAGCCAAGCGCCUCUACGCCCUCUCCAACCUCGUCUCUGCCAUCGUCCUUCUGCCCUGGGUCAUAGUACUGGCUGCCACCACGGAGAGCAAGGUGGAGUCGUGGUGGGGCCUCAUGCUGCCGUUCAGCAUGGUGGUGUUGUCGGUGAUGAUCUUGGACUUCUACGUGGAGUCCAUCUGCGUGGCCAAGAUGGAGGCAUCCCGGUGUGCGCGCUACGGCUCCGCCUUCCUCUGUCUCAGCGGCCUGUUGCUCGCCAACUUCUGGACGCACCCGUUCACCGACCAGCUGCGCGCCAUCGGCAAGCCGCCGCCGCCGCCAGAGGGCAGCACUGAGCACGUGUUGUCGGGAGGGGUGCUGGUCAGCGCCGCCUUCUUCCUCUUGUCUGCCAACAUCCUGUCGUCCCCGUCCAAGAAGGGCCAGAGGGGGACGCUGGUGGGCUACUCGCCCGAGGGCACGCCGCUCUACAACUUCAUGGGCGACGCCCUUCAGCACACCUCCCAGUCCAUGCCGCGCUUCAUCACCGACUCGCUCAAACAGAUCCUGGAGGAGUACGACUCCAGGCAGAUCUUCUACUUCCUCUGCCUUAACUUGGCGUUCACCUUUGUGGAGCUCUUCUACGGGGUGUGGACCAACAGCCUGGGGCUGAUCUCCGACGGUUUCCACAUGCUGUUCGACUGCUCUGCCCUGGUGCUCGGCCUCUUUGCCGCCCUCAUGACGCGCUGGAAGGCCACCAGGAUAUUCUCCUUCGGGUAUGGGCGUGUUGAGAUCCUGUCGGGCUUCAUCAACGGCCUCUUCCUCAUGGUCAUCGCCUUCUUCGUCUUCGUGGAGUCCGUGACCAGGCUCCUGGACCCUCCCAACAUCAACACUGACAUGCUAACGCCGGUGUCGGUGGGCGGUCUCCUGGUCAACCUGGUUGGCAUCUGUGCCUUCAGCCACGCCCACUCCCACGGAGCAGCCAAAGGCGGCUGCUCAUCGGACCACGGCCACUCACACGGCCACGGCGAGCACGGCCACAGUCACGGCGGCGGGCAUGGACAUUCGCACGGCAGCCACGGCCAUUCGCACGGAGGAGGCAUGAACGCCAACAUGAGAGGCGUGUUCCUGCACGUGCUGGCGGACACCCUGGGCAGCGUAGGGGUGAUCAUCUCCACCGUGCUGAUCCGGCAGUUCGGCUGGCUGAUCGCCGACCCCAUCUGCUCGCUCUUCAUCGCCACCCUCAUCUUCCUCAGCGUCAUCCCGCUGAUCAAGGACGCCUGCGAGGUGCUGCUGCUCCGCACGCCCCCCGAGCACGAGAAGGAGCUCAACAUGGCGCUCGAGAAGAUUCAGAAAAUUGAAGGAGUGCUGUCCUUCCGAGACCCCCACUUCUGGAGGCACUCUGCUAAUGUCAUCGCAGGAACCAUACACCUGCAGCUGAUGUCCGAUGUGGUGGAGCAGAGGAUCAUCCAACAGGUGACUGCGAUCCUGAAGGAUGCCGGUGUGAAUAACCUAUCGGUGCAGGUGGAGAAGGAAGCCUACUUUCAGCACAUGUCCGGACUCAGCACCGGCUUCCACGAGGUCCUGGCCAUGACGCAACAGAUGGAGUCCAUGAAAUACUAUAAAGAUGGAACAUGUAUCAUGGACAAGUUGAAUGCGGCGAAUCAUGAGCGAGCGAGCGACUUUUUAAACCCAUUGGAUAGGAAGUGUGGUACGGUGCGUUUGCAUUGCAACUCAAUCAAGUGUGUUGUUUCAGUCGAACAGAGAAUACCCACAGAAAUGGCUCUCCGUGUUACAAGGAGCACUCGUCUGGCUGGCGAAAAUGUGAAUGUGGUAACUGCCAAGGCCGCAGUCGUCAGCAAGCCUGGGCUGAGGCCGAGGGCUGCCCUUGGAGAAAUUGGUAAUGUCGGCGGUGUGCGGCCCCUUCUGAAGAAGGGUGGCAAGGUUGAACCUACAAAGGUCGCUGAGAUCAAGCCUAAGCUGGAGCAGGCACCCCAGGAGAAGGUACCAGAAAAGCCCCUCAAGGCCGCACCACAAAUGGCACCGAAAGUUGAAGCAGAAGUUAAGAUCCUGUCUCCUCCUACCUCCCCUGUCCCAAUGGAGACUUCAGGCUGUGCACCUGAUGACCUUUGCCAGGCAUUCUCAGAUGCCCUGAUCGAGGACAUUAGGGAUGUGGAUGCAGAUGACUACGACAACCCUAUGCUGUGCAGCGAGUAUGUGAAGGACAUUUACAAGUACCUGAGACAGCUGGAGACUGACCAGGCAGUGAGGCCCAACUAUCUUGAAGGCCGGGAAGUCACCGGAAACAUGCGUGCCAUCCUGAUCGACUGGCUCGUUCAGGUUCAGAACAAGUUCCGGUUGCUGCAGGAGACCAUGUAUAUGACCGUUGCCAUCGUCGACCGAUUCCUUCAGGACCAUCCAGUCCCCAAGAAGCAGCUCCAGCUUGUUGGUGUCACUGCCAUGUUCAUUGCCUCCAAGUACGAGGAAAUGUACCCUCCUGAGAUUGCUGACUUUGCCUACGUGACCGACCGCGCCUACACCACAGCGCAGAUCCGCGAUAUGGAGAUGAAGAUCUUGAGGGUCCUCAACUUCAGCUUCGGCCGCCCACUGCCCCUCCAGUUCCUCAGGAGGGCCUCCAAAAUCGGAGAGGUCACUGCAGAGCAUCACACAAUGGCUAAGUAUCUUGUAGAGCUCACCAUGGUGGACUACCAGAUGGUGCACAUCCCUCCCUCUCAGGUUGCCAGUGCUGCCUUUGCCCUCACACUGAAGAUCUACGACUGCGGAGAGUGGACUCCCACACUGCAACACUACAUGGGGUACGCUGAGGAGGAACUGCUCUCGGUUAUGCAACUCAUCGCAAAAAAUGUCGUGAAGGUGAAUGAAGGGCUAACAAAACACUUGGCCGUCAAGAACAAAUACUCGAGUCAGAAACAGAUGAGGAUUGCCUCCAUUUCCCACUUGAAGUCUGCUAUGGUGAAGAACCUUGCCAAAGAGGUGUCAUGAGAUGGCUGCAAGCUCAUGUACAAAUUGUACAAACUGUACAUAUGGUUCAGCUUUUCUUUCUUUUUUCUGACCCUUCAUUAUGCAACUUUGAAUGAUUUUUAUCUUGUGCCCUUGUUUUUAAUAAAGUUUUUAAAUCCUUUUUA
Engraulis encrasicolus (European anchovy) is the source of this 4085-nucleotide messenger RNA. It is a transcript of the gene slc30a5, whose product is annotated as solute carrier family 30 member 5. The record is from RefSeq and is a predicted model, not a curated record. The coding region runs from base 283 to 3942 and encodes 1219 amino acids. Gene Ontology annotation, molecular function: zinc ion transmembrane transporter activity. The transcript has 26 exons. Gene Ontology annotation, biological process: zinc ion import into Golgi lumen; intracellular zinc ion homeostasis. NCBI's taxonomy places the organism in Eukaryota, Metazoa, Chordata, Actinopteri, Clupeiformes, Engraulidae. Gene Ontology annotation, cellular component: cytoplasmic vesicle; membrane; Golgi apparatus.